AUGGAUUCCGAAAUAAGUUCAUGGUUAAUUAACCCACAAAAUGUAUUUAAUGACAAUAUUAAAACAAAUAAUAGAAAUGAUGAUAGCUUCCAACCUCCAAACUUCCUGCAAGAUGUACACGACGAAUCAUUUUUAAAUACUAGUAAUAAUAAUGCGGGUGCUUUUGAUUCACAAGUAUUUUCAAAACCAUUAGAAUUCCAAGAUUCAGCAAAAGAUAACUUAAAUCCAACAAUCGAUAAUAAUUUUGAUUUACAAUAUAGUGAUAUUGAUAACUUAUUAACUCAAGAAUUAAAGGACCUAGAUAUUCCAAUGGCACCUUCUCCAAGUGGUAAUGAGUUUGAUUGGAGACAAAAUAAUAUUAUUACUACUCCUCAACAAGGUGGAUUACAACAUAGUAAGAAACCAUCAAUGGCCCAUAAACGAGGGAUGAGUGGUACUGCAAUUUUUGGGUUUGCUAACCAUAAUAAGACAUUAAGUAUAUCAAGUAUUCAAAAGACUAUCCGUGAUAUUUCAAAGGAUCCAAACCUUAACAGUAUUAUUAACAAUUACAAUUCUAAUAGUCCUGACUCAAUUGAGGCACCAAAUUAUAAUAAUUUUGUUUCAAACCCCGUCAAUAGCCUUAUUAAUAACAAAAAUAGUAAUUCUACAAAUGAGCAAUUGAGUCAAAUGAUCCUCAAUCAACAACAAACAUUGAGACUCGAAUUAGAAAAACAAAAAGAGAUGAACAAGAGAUUAGAGUUACAACUGAGAGAAAAUCAAUUACAACAAGAAAAACUACAACAAGUGUUACAUGAACAAGAGGUUACAACACAACAACAACAACAAUUGAAUAAAGGUAUGAACCAGAACGCCGGGUCACCACUUCGUUCUCAAAUUGUACCACAAAUGAUUCGCACUCCGGCCAGAUCCCAAAAAGGUCGUGGUGAGGAUGAUCCAUUGAUUGUUACCAGUAAUUCAGCUAUGGGAACGUAUCAAUUCCCACCACCACCUUCAACUGCAACACCCCAACAAAUCUUAUCAUCACCUACUCUUUCUAAUAAUAUAAUUAACGGUUCGCCUUCCAAAGGUUACAGUGUUGGACGUACUCGUAAAGGUCCAAUUCCAAAUUUACAAUUAGAAAACAAUGAAGAUUUUACAAGAAGUAGUUCUGGAAUCCCAUGUGCUCCUCCUGCACCAGUAUUCAAUACAUUCAAGAGCCCUUCCAGAUCUCCACGCAGUAAUAGUAAUAACAGAGAAAAAUAUGGAUCUCCUAAAUAUUUUGCUGGGAAUACGAUGAAAUCAAGAAAUGGUGAUGUUACUCCAUUUACACCACCAUCAGUACGUGGAUUCACAGAAGGUCGUUUACACACAAAGAAAGAAUCUGUAUUAUCAAGCGCAUCUACCAUUCCACAACAAGAAUCAUAUGACAAUAACCAAAAAAAUAAUAAUGAUGGACUCCUAGGUCUAGGAAUUAUGAUGCCUACGAUACCAGGUUCUACAGAGACUACACCAAUCAAAUGCAAAUUGCCACAAAAACAUACAUUCCAACAUACUCCAGUAAAACAAAACGUCGAGACACCAAAUGGAAGUCCCUUAACCAAACGGAUGGUCAUGCCUAUAAUGGAAGAACCAUCAGAUAUAUACACAAGAUUACCUGAUCCAGUUGAGUUUACACCAAGUCCCAAGAAGAUCACUAAAAAACCUACAACGCUACCUCCUGGUUCUAUUGAUAAGUAUGUUAAGGAGUUACCCGAAAAAAUGUUUCAAUGCUUAUACCCAGGCUGUGGUAAAGCAUUCAAGCGCCGUUAUAACGUUAGAUCACAUAUUCAAACUCAUUUACAGGAUAGACCAUAUCAAUGUGAUUAUGAGGGAUGUGGUAAAGCAUUUGUUAGAAACCAUGAUCUAGUAAGACAUAAGAGAACUCAUGAAGCAAAAUUAUACGGAUGCCCCUGUGGUAAACGUUUUAAUAAAGAGAGUAGUCUAAUGAACCAUCGUAAUAAAAUGACAUGUAGCGGUGGUAAAAAAUUUGAUACAUGUAUUACUAAAUCUAUAUCGCCAUCCAAACGUUAUGAUUAUGAUGAAAACAAUAGUAACUAUAGUAUUACAGAACAUCAGAGUCCCAUCAAGACAAAUAUAGAAAGAGAUAAACGUGGAUACGUGCUGGCAAAAAUGGAUGAACAACUAUCAAAGGAGAUAGAGAAAUAUGGGCUGUUAAACCCUCCACAGGAAGUGAUAUCCCGAUCGACACCUACCAAAAAUCGGACGAUGCCAAACAAGUUGUUUGUGACAACUCCACCGUCCAGUUUCAGUGACUUGGAGUCUCCAUAG
Molecule: messenger RNA, 2307 nt
Organism: Maudiozyma saulgeensis
Lineage: Eukaryota; Fungi; Ascomycota; Saccharomycetes; Saccharomycetales; Saccharomycetaceae
Source: the annotation of a GenBank genome assembly